GGGAUGAGAGCCUCUCAGAUAACAUGGAAGAAAUGGGGCUGAUACUCCAUAUGUGGAUGGCGCUGUUUUACAGCAAACAGUUCCAAGCCCUGACAGUUCGAAAAGUGGUUGAGCACAGUAACCCUGCCAAGUACGUGUCCCUGAACAGUCUUGUGGAUCCCUCGGAGCCCAUUGAUGAUGGCAGUGGAGCUUACGUUUUGGAGAAAUGCCCUGCGGAUUCUCUUUCCAAAGCUGACCAGGUAGCUGGUGAAGGAGGAGAUGAUGGAUCAGUUUCUCCUACGGAGAAACCACUCUCGUGUAACAAACUGACCUCCACCAACUGCGUAGAGGAUGAGGGCCCUCUUAUUAAUCUUGAAGAAACCAAGGAUCUGCUUUGGAAGGAGGUGGUUGGAGAAGAGCCCAAAGAACAAUCCUUGCUACACCCUGUCCUUCCUGCUGAAAACUUGCCUGGAGCUGAUGAACGUGUGGGCCCUCAGACCUGUAAAAUGAAGGCAGAAAGAAGUCAAGGGGCUAAGUUAGUUGAAGCUUCCCAAAGUGAUGCUUCUGUGUAUACGGGACUCCCAGAGUGUUCAAGGGGCCAACAGCCUGUAGCAAGCACCGAAGUUGCUGUUUCUGUAGAGAGUUGGGGAAUCAACAUUGCGUCCUCUUCAGAAGAGGUGGAGGAAGAGAACUUCCCAGCUGGUGGUCCCAAACUAUGUACGUCAGAAGCAGUGUGGUUAGAAGCAGACAUGAAGUCUAGGGAAGCUGAUAGUCCAGGUAGAAAGGUGCAAGAUCUGCACGGACUCCGUACAGAUGAGGAAGAUGGAGAAAGCAUGGACUGUGGAUCAAUUGAUCUCACUCUUUCAGAAAGCAACGAUGCUGACACGGAAGCCAGAGAUGUGGAUCUGGACCCAGAAAAUGAGGAAUAUCCAGAGGAAAGUUGUGUGAAAGGAAGGAAAGAAACAGACAGUGUAUGUGAUGUAGUGUCACCCACCCAUAGCCCUCUCCCAUGUAGGACAUCACCAGAUGCCUUGUCUGUGCAUCAGACGGAAUUCCUGGGUGCCCAAGAAAAUGCUGUAGGACCAUCCCCAAAUUCUGAAUCUCCGAACCAAAUGGGUUUGAUUGAUACAGUUCUUCAGCAGGCAAGCCCAUUACAUGAAAUGGCUUUUGAUGAAAAGAUUGCUGAAUCAGCCAAAAAUAUUGAUCCAAUAUCUCCAGAGCAAAUGAAUGAGGUGGAGAACUCACAUAUGUCCCAGGAAGAUACACCAAUCUUGGCAGAUUCAGCUUCCAUUCAAGCUUCUGGAGAGUUCCCAAGUGAUCUAGGUACUCAGGAUGAAUCAUUAGAAAGUCAAGAUUCUCUUGAAUCAAUGAAAAGUCCUAGGAUUCCAAACCAAGUUGAUGUAGUUGACAUUUCCUCUGUUUCCCAUGAAGACAGUGGGAUCCAUUUGGGUUGUCCAGCUUCAUGGCAGGCUAGUCCUGUCCAUCAGAGAGCUCCUGAUGAAACUGUAGAGCUGCCAAGGGUUCAGGAAGAUGGUCUGGAAAACCCCCUAUGUCACAUAUUUCAAAAUCGAAUGGAUUUGAUUGAAGAUAUUUCUCAGGACAGCACAGAACUGGCUGAUCCCCCUGUGCAUCUUUGUGAACCAAACAAUGAACUAUACAUGAACUUGGUACCAAACAGUAUGUCAACUCAGCAGGAAUUCGUGGAAAACCAAGAGAGUUCUGUUGGAUCCACUCAAAGACUUGCACUUGCCAAAGAAAUGGAUUUGGUUCAAAGUCCUUGUGCUCCUCAAGGAAACCAUCUGGCUAGUGUAGUCCAUGAAGCUGCAAAAUUGCAGGAAGACCACAGUGUCAAGAUGGAUUUGGCUGAGGAUUCUUCCAUUCCCCAGGAAAAGGAAGCCAUUAACCCAAUGGACAAUGUUUUGUUGCAAGUUAAUGAACAACAGCCAGUACAGCUCAAAUUUGGCGCUCAAGAGGAACAGAAGACCAUACAGAGAGAAGAGUUACAGCAUACAAAAGAAUAUCUGAGCUUGGAGUUGCCCAAUGUGGAAUCUGAGACUUACUCCAAGAGUGAAACAUGUUUGGUUCAAGAGAUUGUCAGAGAUUCUUCUGUACAUCAAGAAAUAGCAUCUGAUGAUGGUGUUGAAAAACUGACUGUUACCGCGGUUGCUGUAGCUGAAGAUAUCAUCACUUUAAUUAAUGAGUUGGUAGACACUGUAUGUGCCAUGGUAGUUCAGAGCGAAGAAAUGAGCGCUAAAAAGAAUAUGGGCUUAGAUUGGAUUAAUUCAGUAAUGCUGGAGUGUGUGACACCUCCUGAGAGUGAUGACGAGGGUUGCCCAACUGACCAGCUUUCCCACGUUGACUCGAAAUGGGCGGAUGAAUGUUUAGAACAGAGUUCCAUCUUCAAUGACCAAGAGAGAGACUUACAAGCCUGCGUUCAAGGACGUGGAGA
Python bivittatus (Burmese python) is the source of this 2428-nucleotide messenger RNA. Lineage: Eukaryota; Metazoa; Chordata; Lepidosauria; Squamata; Pythonidae. The record is from RefSeq and is a predicted model, not a curated record.